AUUGGCAGGCUGACGGUGACACGUGCCUCUCUCUCAACACCCCCGAGCUCCCGUGUACCGCAUUGGCAUCAGCGACGGCCACUGAAACACAGUCGAAGCUGUGCCACGGAUACUGAUAACGGAAAGCCCGCUCAAAAUUACGCACAUUCUCCUUUUACGCACAGCACAUUAAACCUGUCCCCGCACCUGGGAAGCGCGCCUCGGUGUUUGGAGCCGAAACAAAAGAGAGGAGUGGACGAACAGGAUGCAGGCGCCAGGUAUCAUCUACGUCUGAAAGUGACAUGAUCCACGAAAUUCGCCAAAACACCAGGCGUGAUUUCAGUCAGAACUGGAGAUAACGAAUACGCGUCACCACGAGAGUCCGUCCUCUUCUCGCUCCGUUGAUGCGCAGAAAAAGAACUCUGGUCGCACACUAAAUUCGUUCAAUCUAAAAUACAUCUGCAGAGGUGUUUGAACAUUGAUCUAAUUGAGGAAAGCAAUCAUGGCCACGUUAAUUAGAAGCAAGAUCUCAAACAAGCUGUCUAAUGCGGCCACCACCGUCACCAAUAAGUCGCAGGCGAAGGUGAGUGGGAUGUUCGCCAAAUUGGGCUUCCAGGCCGCCACGGACGAGGAGGGUUUGGGCUUCGCCGCCUGUGAUGAUCUGGACUAUGACCACCGGCAGGGGCUUCAGAUGGACAUCCUUAAAAACGAUGAAAUUGGGGGAGAGGGCGGUGGGGACAUGGGUGGAGAGGGCACUUUCGAAGGGGACAGCCAUUACCAGAGGGAUGGAACGGGUCCACCGCCCUCAGCGUCCAAAGACGGAAAUCUUUGCUCCGAAAUUGCCAAUCUGGACAAGCCAAAAAUUACUGCUUGGGAGGCAGGAUGGAACGUGACCAACGCGAUCCAGGGGAUGUUCGUUCUCGGGUUACCGUACGCCAUUCUCCACGGCGGAUAUCUCGGACUGUUCCUCAUUAUAUUUGCUGCGGUCGUGUGCUGCUACACGGGGAAAAUCCUCAUCUCCUGCCUCUACGAAGAGAACGAAGACGGGCAGCUGGUACGAGUGAGAGACUCGUAUGUGGAUAUUGCCAACGCCUGCUGCGCGCCGCGCUUUCCCGCGCUGGGAGGCCACAUCGUCAAUGUUGCCCAAAUCAUUGAGCUCGUGAUGACCUGCAUUUUGUACGUCGUAGUCAGCGGGAACCUGAUGUACAACAGCUUUCCGAAUUUCCCGGUGUCGCAGAGGUCAUGGGCCAUCAUCGCCACCGUCGCUCUCCUGCCUUGCGCCUUCCUCAAGAACCUCAAAGCCGUGUCCAAGUUCAGCUUGCUCUGCACCCUCGCGCACUUUGUCAUCAACAUCCUCGUGAUCGCCUACUGUCUGUCCCGGGCACGAGACUGGGCGUGGGACAAGGUGAAGUUUUACAUCGACGUCAAGAAGUUCCCCAUCUCCAUCGGCAUCAUCGUGUUCAGCUACACCUCGCAGAUCUUCCUGCCCUCGCUGGAGGGUAACAUGCAGAAACCCAGCGAGUUCCACUGCAUGAUGGACUGGACUCACAUCGCUGCCUGCAUCCUCAAAGGCCUGUUCGCCCUGGUGGCUUACCUGACGUGGGCGGACGCGACCAAGGAAGUCAUCACGGACAACCUGCCGCCAGGCAUCCGGGCCGUCGUCAACCUCUUCUUGGUGUCCAAAGCGCUGCUGUCGUACCCGCUGCCGUUCUUCGCCGCGGUCGAGGUGCUGGAAAAGUGUUUCUUCCAGGACGGAGGGCGCGCGAUAUUCCCGGACUGCUACGGGGGCGACGGGCGCCUCAAAUCGUGGGGUCUGUCUCUCCGGUGCGCCCUGGUUGUGUUCACGAUGCUCAUGGCCAUUUACGUGCCGCACUUCGCGCUUCUCAUGGGGUUAACGGGCAGCUUGACGGGCGCCGGUCUGUGCUUUCUUCUGCCCAGUCUCUUUCAUCUCAAGCUGCUCUGGAGGAAGCUCUUAUGGCACCAGGUGUUCUUCGAUGUGGCGAUAUUUGUGAUCGGGGGUAUAUGCAGUAUUUCUGGCUUCAUUCAUUCCGUUGAGGGGCUCAUCGAGGCAUACAAAUACAACAUCCAGGAUUAGUUGGGGAAAUGAUCGAUUGGUGAUACGUGUUACAACACAUCCCACCUAUUAUUGAUAACCAAACCGAUAAGUUUUCACCCCCCCCCCAUUCGACUUUAACAAAACGUGUCUGCAAAAUAGAAUUCACCAUAGAACAAUAAACGAAUUAUUCUGCAAUGCAACAAACGCUAGGAGGGAUGAUUUGGACAACAACACGUGAUAUUAGAAAUAGAACUAAACAUCUGUUUUUAAGUGAGUUAAAAGUUGAUUUACAAGAGGAUGUAUCGAAUGAGAAUAGAACUGCAGGAAGAAAUAAUUCAUUUUACGUUCAAGAAUAAAAUAACGCGUGAUUUGCAAUACACAGUAAAACAACAGCAGAUCAUUAUUUACAUCACGGCAAUAAAAUAUGAGUAGAACAAACUGAAGUAUAUUCCGAAAUUCUAUUGGAGGACACAUACAAGUCUUAUUUCUUAUAUUUCGCAUUACUUUAACCAAAAUGACUCGGAGAGGGCGAUAUAGAAACUGUAUCUGGACGGUGAAUAGAAAUACUUUAACUAUGCAGUUUGAACAUAUGAUGUCCGUGCAGUAUUAGAAAUAUUCCGAUGAAUAGAAAUCGAGAGGGUUUAAUUCACACAUACGGAUUUACCGGAUACACACACAGAGACUCCGUCCAAUAUCAUCAGCGAUGAAGAUGAUGAAGAAAAAUAUUAAUAUAUGAAUCAGAAUUUCCAGCAGAAAGAAAUUAAACCACGAACUCAAAAUCACUAAAGUUGAAUUUCGAGCAUUGCGUGUUUAUUGGGAAUUAAUAUAUCUAUAUAUCUAUAUAUAUCAAUAAUAAUAAUAAUAAUAAUCUUCAUUUUCCCCUAAAGUGAAAUUUAUUUACAACGUGUUUGGAUCGAAAUCAAGCUGUCUGACUCAAUACUCGAAAUAAAGAGACUUGCAUAAGACAUUUGUCAUUGUGUGCAAUCCAACGGGUGCUGUGGACAUGUUAUAAACCGUGUGUGUUGUGUUAUUGUGGUUUAAAAGAUGGAAUGUAUAUCACAAAAUCGUUAUCAUAUAUUGUGAAAAUGAAUAUAUUGAAGAAUAAAGAAACGCGUGAAAUUAUAUUGUACAACUGUUUUGAUUUGAUUUUGAUGUGACAUAAAAGACAAAGACACACAACAAUAAAAUCAAUCUGAGUCACCUGAGCUUUAUUCCACACCUCAUUUACAUGCACAUAGUCUCGAUUAUGUUUGAUUGCUUGUUGUUGAAUUGAAGAGAUGUGUAAUGUUAUUUUACGAGUACUGGUGUAUUUGUCAAAGUGAGAAAUAAAAGACAUAUUUAAU
This is a messenger RNA of Xyrauchen texanus (razorback sucker), 3378 nucleotides long. Its product is annotated as vesicular inhibitory amino acid transporter. The transcript is spliced from 2 exons. Gene Ontology annotation, molecular function: amino acid transmembrane transporter activity. Gene Ontology annotation, biological process: amino acid transmembrane transport. Bases 482 to 2074 code for a protein of 530 amino acids. NCBI's taxonomy places the organism in Eukaryota, Metazoa, Chordata, Actinopteri, Cypriniformes, Catostomidae. Gene Ontology annotation, cellular component: vacuolar membrane. The record is from RefSeq and is a predicted model, not a curated record.